Solanum verrucosum is the source of this 2021-nucleotide messenger RNA. RefSeq names its product DNA (cytosine-5)-methyltransferase DRM2-like. Lineage: Eukaryota; Viridiplantae; Streptophyta; Magnoliopsida; Solanales; Solanaceae. The record is from RefSeq and is a predicted model, not a curated record. Gene Ontology annotation, cellular component: nucleus. The transcript is spliced from 9 exons. Gene Ontology annotation, molecular function: DNA (cytosine-5-)-methyltransferase activity. The coding region runs from base 101 to 1927 and encodes 608 amino acids.
CAGUAGCUCACGUUUACGUACCUUCUGGUGUUAUGUAGGGUGAUGAUUUAUUCUUGUCGCCGAAGAGUUCGGAGUUCUUUUUGAGGAAUUACCUUUAAAAAUGGAUAACAACUUUUCUGGAGAAGACAAUGACAACAUUGACUGGGAUACUGAAGAUGAAUUAGAAAUACAAGAAAUACCGGAUGCAACAUUUUCCUCGUGCACAAAUUUAAGAAAUGUUGGACAUAAUACUGUUAGUGGUCAUGGGGAGGCAAGCUCAUCAUCGGUACCCUGUCAAUCCAAGCUCAUUCAACAAUUUAUUGUGAUGGGAUUUCCUGAAGAAUCUAUUGCAAAAGCGAUAGAGCAAAAUGGAGAGAAUGAAGGUUUGGUGCUAGAUGCUCUUUUGACAUUCAAGCAGGCACUUGAAGAUUCUCCUGAAGAACAGCCUAGUACGAGCGCACAGAUGGAACCCAGCAUUAGUUCUGAUGAUAGCUCUUCUCAAUACAACGAGAACUUUUUGGUUGAUGUUUAUGAAGAUGAUAGUUGGUCCUCGGACUCGGACAAUUGUAUGAAUUCUGCUAAACAGAGUUACUUGAAUGACGACAACAGUUCUUUGUCUGAAAACGAGAAUUCAUUAUUAUUCCUAGCAAAUAUGGGAUACCCCGCGGAGGAGGCUUCCAUAGCGAUGGAGAGAUGUGGUCCAGAAGCAUCGUUUUCGGAGUUGAUAGAUUUCAUGUGUGCUGCUCAAAUGGCAAGAGAAGAAGACGUCUAUCUGCCCGAAGAUGAAAAGCCAAAACUAAAUAGUGGUGGAUACAAGAGGAAGAUGUAUAAUGAACUUCGCGUAAGGAAAAAGCAAAAGGCGAUUACAGAUGAAGAGCCAAUUCAUUUGCCCAGACCUAUGAUUGGAUUCGGGGUUCCUACGGAAUCCUUACCAGCUAUUGUGCAAAGAACUCUGCCAGAGCAAGCUAUUGGCCCCCCUUUUUUCUAUUAUGAAAAUGUUGCUCUAGCUCCAAAGGGUGUGUGGGACACCAUGUCAAGAUUCCUUUACGAUAUUGAGCCUGAGUUUGUUGACUCGAAAUAUUUUUGCGCUACCGCAAGAAAAAGGGGAUAUAUUCAUAAUCUACCAAUUGAAGAUAGAUUUCCUUUACUUCCACUUCCUCCACGUACCAUUCAUGAGGCGUUUCCUCUAACGAAGAAAUGGUGGCCAUCUUGGGAUACACGAACAAAGUUAAAUUGUUUGCAAACAUCUAUUGGGAGUGCAAGGUUAGCUGAUAGAAUCAGGAAAGCUAUGAAAGCGAUGGAGAACUUUGAUGAUGAGCCACCGUUGAUGGUGCAAAAGUAUGUUCUAGACGAAUGUCGGAAGUGGAAUUUGCUGUGGGUUGGUAGAAACAAAGUUUCUCCUUUGGAGACUGAUGAAUUUGAAAUGCUAAUGGGAUUUCCACGGAAUCAUACCCGUGGAGGCGGUAUAAGUAGGACCGAUAGAUACAAGUCGCUUGGUAACGCGUUCCAGGUCGACACAGUGGCAUACCAUUUAUCGGUGUUGAAAGACUUGUAUCCAAAUGGUAUCAAUGUUUUAUCACUAUUUUCUGGAAUUGGCGGUGCUGAAGUUGCUCUAUAUCGUCUCGGUAUUCCAUUGAACAAUGUGGUUUCCGUAGAGAUAGCUGAAGUCAACAGGAAUAUUCUGAGAAGCUGGUGGGAGCAAACAAAUCAAAAGGGGAAUCUUAUAGAUUUCAAUGAUAUACAGCAGCUGAACGGAGACGACUUGGAGCAAAUGAUCGAUUCAUUUGGAGGAUUCGAUUUAGUAAUUGGAGGAAGCCCGUGCAACAACCUUACUGGAAGUAACAGAGUGACUCGAGAUGGACUCGAAGGUAAAGAUUCUUCUCUAUUUUAUGACUAUGUUCGGAUAGUGGACUUGGUCAAAUCCAUAAUGUCUAAUCGUAGAGUGUGACGAAAAUAUGUUUGAGUUUCUGAAGGGGAUGGACUUGGAAGGCAACAAGUAAAAUGUUGUCUUUGAUAUGAUUUUGGUUUGUACAUAUUUUUCG